Betta splendens (Siamese fighting fish) is the source of this 3503-nucleotide messenger RNA. It is a transcript of the gene dcp1b, whose product is annotated as decapping mRNA 1B. Gene Ontology annotation, molecular function: mRNA binding; enzyme activator activity. Gene Ontology annotation, cellular component: P-body. The record is from RefSeq and is a predicted model, not a curated record. The transcript is spliced from 11 exons. NCBI's taxonomy places the organism in Eukaryota, Metazoa, Chordata, Actinopteri, Anabantiformes, Osphronemidae. Gene Ontology annotation, biological process: deadenylation-independent decapping of nuclear-transcribed mRNA; positive regulation of catalytic activity; deadenylation-dependent decapping of nuclear-transcribed mRNA. Bases 234 to 2210 code for a protein of 658 amino acids.
GUCUUAUUGUUUACAAUUUCUCUGGUAAAACAUGGCGGUUGACAAAGUCAGAAAUGGCAGUUAGAACUCUAAGAGGCUUAAAAAUUAAGCAUUUAAUCGUUCUGUUUGGAAAAACAAAUUCUGUCGGGCAGCUGUCAAGUUCAUGUUUUACUUCCUGAUAUUUUAUUUCUCUUCUUGUGUCUCGUUAGCCUUAGAAGCUAUCUUGUUAGCGAGCUAACUAUCUACAGUGAACAAUGACAGCGACGUCUGCAGGUAGCGGUAGCUACCUUGCCGCUAAAGGUCUGGAUAUAAGUUUGGCUGCUUUGCGGAGGCAAGACCCAUACAUAAAUAAUAUUGUGGACGUCGCAAGCCAAGUCGCUUUGUAUACUUUCAACAAUAGGUCAAAUGAGUGGGAAAAGACCGAGGUUGAAGGCACUCUUUUCGUUUACACGAGGUUGGCCUCUCCCAGGCAUGGCUUCACAAUAAUGAAUAGACUCAGCAUGGAGAAUCUGACAGAGCCAAUCACCAAAGAUCUGGACUUUCAGCUCCAGGACCCAUUCCUGCUAUACCGCAAUGCACGUUUGGUUAUUCACGGGAUUUGGUUCUAUGAUAAAGAAGACUGUCGCCGUAUUGCUCAGAGGAUGAAGAUCCUGACCCAACAGGAGCAGGUCUUGGCUCAGUCUCAGGGCGGUUGGUUAUCCCCAGGAGGAGGAGGAGGAGGAGGAGGCUUAGGAAUACCAGGAGGGGGUGGAAGUGACGGGAAAGCGGUAGACAUUAUCCAGAUGCUGACCAAAGCACGCACAGAAUAUGAUAAGGAUAAGUCCACUUCGGAGCCAAAGGAGAUUGGUGGCAGCAGUGUCCUAUAUGGAAACCCUAACUUGAUUAAACCAAUACCUGUUAAACCACUCACUCAGGACGAUGAAGGCACAGAACCUAAGUCUCUGUCUCUGGCCACCUUGUUUGGUUCUCAGCAUUCACCUAAAUUGGACCCAGUCUCACCAAUGGCUGCUGCUGCUACAGGUUCAUCCACAGGAAAAGUUCUUCGGCCACCUGUAGCCCGUACGCUGACCUACGAUGGUAAAUUGAAGUCUGGAAGUGUGUCCUCCCAGGGAGGCAAUGUUGCUAUGGCUGUGUGUUCAGAUGGAAGGAUCAGGACUGUGGGAGAAGAUGCUCAGCAGCAGCAGGAGAACCAGUCUCAGCACUGUCCGGCCAUUCAGAAGCUCAUGCACGGACAGAGAGGAGCUGGUGUUGUGCUCCAGACUCUGUCUGAGUCCCCUGAGAACAAGCUAUGUGACAAUGGGGUGCCACUGGAGCAUCACCACCACCAUCACCAUCUUUACCAUCAUCAGCAACAGCGCCACCACCAUCAUCACCAUCAACAGCAUCAACCUGACCCAAUUAAAAAACUUUUUCAAACACAGACAGGUCCUCUUGCCUCCUCCUCCUCCUCCUCCUUCCCCUCUACUGUCUCUUCAUGUUGCUCCAAGUCUCUUCCUCUGCAGCAGAACCCCCACCUCACUUCUCCAUCCGUAGUGGUGGAUCCUGUGUCAUGUUCCCACCUUCAACUGCAACAAAACCAGCAGCUAUUUAUCAGCCUUUCCAAGCCUCAAACAGAAGCUCAGCACAACAGCCAGUCGGCUCUGACAGCACAGGGAUCAGGUUUGCUGCCAUCUCAGGGGACGAAUGACCAAGGCAUUCAACCUCUACAAGGUCCGUCUUCUCAGAUGCCAGGUGUGGUGUCUCCUCAUGAGCUCCUCCAUAAGCUCCAGCUUGUCCAGCAGGAGCAAAUCCAAGCCUCCCCGGAUCCACCUCGACUCUGUCCAGGACUUGCCCCUCGAUUCUUGGGGCCCACUCAAAGCCAAGGUGCAGACUCCGUUGGUGAUCCGGUGUUUAACCAAACUGCAGCAGCUCUAGAUCAAAAGGCCACAAUGCAGUUUCAGGUCAUCUCCCCCCAGAGAAUACCAGCCACUGUGGCCCCCACACUCCUUCUCUCUCCCAGCGUGUUCUCUCAGGCAAAGUCCACUAGCAGCUUGUCAACAGGUGCUAAGGAGAGCUGUCCUGCCCCCCUAAACCUGCCCAGACCCUUGGUGCAGGAGGAGGUCAGAGUUUUGUCCAGAAGCCAGCUCCAGCUCACACUGCUCCAUCUGAUACAGACUGACAGCUCAUUCCUGGACAGCAUAUAUCAAGUCUACGUCAGCCGCUUUGCUGACAACCCCAGCAGCAAGUACUGAUGACUGUUCACACCUGUCAAUACAUACAGCCUGUCCAGUGUACCAAGGAAAAAACAGCUUCUUCUCUGAAUCCCUACUCACACACACUCAGUUUAUCUUUAUUGUGCUCUAACCAAUCUUGCGUCCGAAUGCAACACAAAAAGCAGUUAAUUUGUUUAAUCAGCACUUACUCUCAGUGGUUGAGGUGUGGGUAAGCUGGACAUCUACAUCUUUAAAAACAAAAUAUGCAGAAACCUCAGUGUGUUGUAGUCUGUGCAGUAGGAUGUUUAUAUUCUCUUUUUUUUCUUUUUAUUAGUCAUUUCUCCAUAACCAGCGAGAUUCUCUGGCUUUAACUAAAUAUAUAAAUCAAGUCUUCCUAGAUGGUAAACAAGUGCUGAAGGGUGAGCUCAAACUGAUUUGAAACUAGAAUCUGUUGAUAUUUUACUUACAUGCUUUUAAAAAAAGUUCUUGAGUCAGUAUGUUUUACUAUCCAGUUAAUUUUGAAGCUAUUAAAAUGAUGUUUGUCAUUCUGACUUUUAUCUGCAGACACCAGAUGUGGUUUGUGCAUCGUUCUUUAUGUUCAUUUGUUCACAUGUAUGGAUCUAAUAUACAGUAUGAGCAAAACACAUGGAGGGGCACGCUUUCCAUCGGUUUUGAAGAAGCAACUUUACAAACUAUAAGCAACCAAUUAUUGUUGUUGUACAGUUGUGAACCUGCUCUACCUCACAGACGGAUAGUUCUGAGGUGUUUUUACUUCAUAGCAGAUUCAGAGGAUCUGAUGUUAUUGGUACAUCCAGUCAAUAACAGUAGCUUGGUUAAGAAGACAUUUAGAGGCAAUAAAGAUAAAAUAGAAAAUAUAGCUUAAAAUAACUUCACUGACCCGUUUUCAGUCUGAUGCAAGUUUAGUAAAAACAAAAAAGAAAUAGAUUUACGCACUAAAUAAAGACAUACUGUCAAAGCUUAUACAGUAUAAUUGCUCUUACAUGCAGCCAUACAGUAGCUAGAAAAGAAGACAUCACCGCAGAGAAAAUGCUAAAUUCUCUUCCUUAUUUUUAUACUCAAGAAAUCUGUAUUGUCGUCAUAGUACAUAGCCAGCAUUAUACCGGUAACUGUACAGUUAAAAUAUAUUUAGAUUUUAUACUUCUGUGACAUAUCGUAACUCAUGUGAUUAAUGCUGUCAUCUUUUCAUUUAAAGCUUGUCACCCAGAAUCUUUGUCAUUUAAAUUUUACAACACGUUGGAAUGUGAAGAACUAUUUUCCUUGACCACAAACUGAAUUAUAUUUUAAUUGGCUAUUAAACGUUCUCACAACUGC